GUGGGGCGCUUCCGCUGUCCGCCGCUCUCGCUCGCCCGGACGGAGCCUCGCUUUUUUUGCUUUUUUUUUUUUUUUUUGAAGCUUGCCCAGGAGCAAGAUCGCCUUCAAGCUGGCGGCAGCCAUGGUUCACAUACAGAAAGGCGAGCUGACCCCGGAGGAAAAGGAGCUGCUGGAGGCCAUCGGGAAAGGUACUGUUCAAGAAGCUGGGACACUAUUAUCCAGCAAGAAUGUUCGUGUCAACUGUUUGGAUGAGAAUGGAAUGAGUCCUCUGAUGCACGCGGCAUAUAAAGGAAAACUUGACAUGUGCGAGUUGCUACUGCGCCACGGAGCCGAUGUAAAUUGUCAUCAGCAUGAACACGGGUACACGGCCCUCAUGUUUGCCGCGCUCUCGGGUAACAAAGACAUCACAUGGGCCAUGCUGGAAGCUGGGGCAGAGACGGAUGUGGUCAACUCUGUAGGCAGAACAGCAGCUCAGAUGGCAGCCUUCGUGGGUCAACAUGACUGUGUGACCAUAAUCAACAAUUUCUUUCCACGAGAGAGACUGGAUUAUUACACCAAGCCCCAGGGACUGGAUAAAGAGCCAAAGCUGCCCCCGAAGUUGGCAGGCCCGCUGCAUAAGGUCAUCACCACCACGAACCUUCACCCUGUCAAGAUCGUGAUGCUGGUGAAUGAGAACCCCCUGCUGGCGGAAGAAGAGGCCCUGAAAAAGUGCUACAGAGUGAUGGACCUGAUCUGUGAGAAGUGCAUGAAGCAGAGAGACAUGAACGAAGUGUUAGCCAUGAAAAUGCACUACCUCAGCUGCAUCUUUCAGAAAUGCAUGAACUUCCUAAAAGAUGGAGAGAACAAACUGGACACCUUGAUCAAGAGCUUGCUAAGGGGCCGCGCUGCUGAUGGCUUCCCAGUGUAUCAAGAGAAAGUCGUGAGAGAGAGCAUCAGGAAGUUCCCGUACUGCGAAGCCACACUCCUGCAGCAGCUGGUGCGGAGCAUCGCCCCUGUGGAAAUUGGCUCCCAUCCCACUGCAUUCUCCGUCCUCACCCAAGCCAUCACCGGGCAGGUGGGUUUUGUGGAUGUUGAAUUUUGCACCACCUGUGGAGAAAAAGGAGCAAGUAAACGGUGUUCAGUGUGCAAAAUGGUAAUCUACUGUGAUCAAACCUGCCAGAAGACACACUGGUUUGCACAUAAGAAAAUCUGUAAGACUCUGAAGGACGUCUACGAGAAGCAACAAUCGGAAGCUGCCAAAGAGAAGAGUCGAGAGGAGACCAAUGGCAAACUUGACGUCAAUUCCAAUUGUGUAGAUGAAGAGCAGCCAGAAGCCGCAGCGGGAGUCCCCCAGGAGGAUCCCAGUCCGAAGGACUGUGUGGACGGGGAGAAAGAGCCUCGCCCGAGUGAGGCUGGGGUGGAAGGCGGACGGGAUGCCCCCGCAGAUCCACAGGCGUCUGAGGAGUGAAACGCACCGCAGGUGUCUGCGCGGAUGGCCCGCACCCUGGCUGGCAGCCCGGAAACUCUGUGACUGUGUCCUCGAUGCCCGUGACACCUGCGUGGCCCCAGGCAGGACUCCACGUUGUGUAGAAUAGAGGCUUUCUCUGGUAGCCUGUUGGCCUCACCCUCACGUCCGCUUCGUGGCUGUUCUACAAUAGAACAGAUAUUCCCUAUGGAAAACAUUUGCUUUCAAAACCCAGAGAAACCAUGUCUAGGCCCUUUUGGAGGCUGGCUCCCCAGCCGUGGCUCUCAAAGGAAAAUAAAUCCCCUGUAAGAUGAAAAUGUCACCUUCAGGGAACAAAGGGACCAGCAGAGUGGACGUGGGGGAGAAGAGGUUUUCAGGAAACGCAGAGGCGCUAAGCCUGAGAUGGAACAUUGGAAAACUGUAACUUACAUGUGGGUCAAGGUCACAUAAAGAGCGCUCGCAGGAGCAAGGUUCUACUUUGUAAGACACAGCGAGAUAGUGCAGAGCUGGAGGCGUCAAUGCCGCAGCCGAGCUAAUUUUAGUUUCCAUGGAAAUUAUCCUGGGCAGUCUAACUUGCGGCGGUUCCUAGCAUCGGGGCCUUCAGAAAUGUCAGAUGCUUCAGAAAGAAAGAAGGCCUCGCCAGGAUGUCUCAGCAUGUGCUUAAAAAAAAUUGUUCCUGAACCUUCUGAUUAACUAAUGCACUAAACACAGUAUGUACACAAUUAAUGUAAAAGCAAUUCCUGUGCCAUACUCUGCCCAACUCUGUCUUCCUUGCAAGCUUUUCAGGGGGAUCCUCCCGUCCAGAGACUGACUGACAGCUCAUUUAGAAAAGAUGCCACCAGCCGGCGCCGCGGCUCACUAGGCUAAUCCUCCGCCUUGCGGCACCGGCACACCGGGUUCUAGUCCCGGUCGGGGUGCCGGAUUCUAUCCCGGUUGCCCCUCUUCCAGGCCAGCUCUCUGCUGUGGCCAGGGAGUGCAGUGGAGGAUGGCCCAAGUACUUGGCCCCUGCACCCCAUGGGAGACCAGGAAGAAGCACCUGGCUCCUGCCAUCAGAUCAGCGCGGUGCGCCGGCCGCAGCGUGCCAGCCACGGCGGCCAUUGGAGGGUGAACCAACGGCAAAAGGAAGACCUUUCUCUCUCUCUCUCUCUCUCUCACUGUCCACUCUGCCUGUCAAAAAUAAAUUAAUUAAAAAAAAAAAAAAAAAAAAAGAUGCCACCAUCCACGUGUAGCCGACCUGGUGUCUGAGCAGAGCUAGGAUGUGAUGUCUGAAGAUAGUGCUGUGUCUCCGAGGCUGCUUUCAUGCUCAUUUUAAAAUAAAUUGUGCCUACUGAUACAAACAGCUCAUCUUGGUUUGAUACAGCCAGCCUUAUUAAUAAUUUUAAAUAUUAAUAAUUUGGUGGGUUUUUGCCUUCUGUUCAGAUAAGAAUUUUGAAUAUUGGCUCAAAAUAAACCAGUCACAUAGUAAGUUUUUAACGUCUACUCAGAGAAAUGCACAGAAAAGUGAGGGCUUUAUUUAGGGGAGAAAGAAGUCCAGAAACACAAGCUGGUUCCUUGCCAGGCAGAGAGCAGGCUGGGAGCCACGUGGAGCAAGUGUGUAGGCAGGAAAGCGGAAGCUGAGAGGUGGGGACAACAAGGGAGGGGCCCACCAUGCUCCAGGCCUUUUAUUCACUCCCAAAGGGGAGUGCUUACGUGGUCUGAUUGGCAGGUAGGCCAAUGAGAUCACACAGGGGGCGUGGUCUUCCAGCUCACACAGGAAUUUGGGGGAGGGUCACAGACAUUCAGUGCAUAAUAAUAACCACACAUAGCCUCUAUGGGACACAAUAGCUUAUUUUUUUAAAAAAAUAUUUAUUUAUUUGAAAGAGUUACACAGAGAGGAGAGACAGAGAGAGAGAGAGAGGUCUUCAAUCCGCUGGUUCACUCCCCAGUUGGCCACAACAGCGGGACCUGCACCAAUCCGAAGCCAGGAACCAGGAACUUCUUCCUGGUCUUCCAUGUGAUUGCAGGGGCCCAAGCACUUGGGCCAUCUUCUACUGCUUUCACAGGCCACAGCAGAGGGCUGGAUCAGAAGUGGAGCAGCCGGAAUAGAACCAGCGCCUGUAUGGGAUGCCGGCACUGCAGGCGUCAGCCUUACCAGCUAGCUUUUCAGAUAAAAACAGUAAUAGCUAACUUAUGUGGGGUCCUUUCAUAAAACCAUUCUGACUCAUAGCACUCCACAUGUAUUUCUGUUAUCUGCAUCCUUGAGAGUCUUACCAGGCAGCUACUACCUUUGUUUUAAGUAAGAAAACUAAAGCCUAGAGAGCAAACAACCAGUAAGUGAACGCUAGGUCCGGGGCUGGCGUUUGGCACAAUGAUUAAGCCACCACUUGUAAUGCCGGCAUCCCAUAUCAGAGCACUGGUUCAAGUCCUGGCUGCUCUGCUUCCAACUCAGCUCCCUGUUAAUGCACUUGGGAAAGCAGCAGAGGAUGGCCCAAGCGUUUGGGCUCCUGCCACCCAUGCAGGAGAUCUGGAUGGAGGUCCAGGGGCCCGGCUUCAGCCUGGCCCAGCCCCAGCUGUAGAGGGACAUUUGGAGAGAGAACCAGCAGAUGGAUGGAAGAUCUCUUUUUCUUUCUCUAUCUGUUGCUCCAACUAAAUAAAUCUUUAAAAAGACCCAGUUGUUAGCCAUGGCUCUCCGGAGGUCUGUAGUUCAGUGUUUGUUCCUACACCCCAAUCCUGAAGUAAGUUUGUUACCAUUUUAGCCAACUGGAAUGGGUUCCUGUUUAAAGCAAAUGACAAGUAAAAACACCUCUGAAGAUAGUGCGUUCUGUUUUGGCAGUCAAUGACUGAGGGAUGAGGUCUUCUCUUUUGCAUUUCCUCUGAAAUAGUACUUAAUGCAGUGUUUCCCAAUCACAGCCACUUCCUAGCCUUAAAUUAUUGAAUAAAAAAUACCUAGUGUUGAGGAAUCCACUUUAGCACAGAUAUUUUUCUCCCUGCAAGUGAGCCAUGUUCCCAUUGGUUCUCUGGACUGAAGACUUUUGUUAGACAUUUUUUCCUUAGAACAAACUUGCCAUUCUUGUCUGGUGAUUGUGGUAAUACAAGCGUCAGAAGCUACAUGUUAUCUUACUGUCUUCUUGGUGGUUAAUCAGAUUACAGUAUCCCAUCCUCAACUUACUGCACUCUGAUUAAAAAAUUAAUACUGUUUAUGCAAUGUGGGGGCCAACCGGAUCCCAGAUACACCAUUUCCAACAUGAAGUGGCUUGCCAGCACCCAGUGUAUUCCUGCUUGCUGGGCCUACGUGUACUCAGCUCACAGUCUCCGUGCUAGGAUGGGUGCAGCAGCAAUGCUGUAGCUGCUGUUGAACCCUGAUUCUCUCACGAGCUCUUGGAAAUGACACAGUGGCAGUCCCCUCAGAACUCUGCAAAGACUCCACAAAGCACAGUGGAUUAAGCUGGGCUAUUGUAUUACUUAUCUAUUGCUGUGUAUCACACUUUUCCCAGCUUGAAACACCAAUCCACAUUGUCACAGAUCAUUUCUCCAGGCUAGAAAUCCAGGGGCGGCUGACCUGGGCUCAUUCUGGCUUGGGCUUUCUCCAGGUGGAAGAUGGCGCAGUGGAACUUUCAGCCAGGCUGCAGAUACCUGGAGCUGUGAAUGGGCUUAGAGGCUCUGCUUUAUGGAGGUUCACUCACAAGGCCAUUGAGAGAAGGCCUCGUUCCUCACUAGUUUUUGCAAAGAAGGCAGAAUAUAGGGGUGGCAGUUUAACC
Lepus europaeus (European hare) is the source of this 5181-nucleotide messenger RNA. It is a transcript of the gene ANKMY2, whose product is annotated as ankyrin repeat and MYND domain containing 2. The coding region runs from base 122 to 1447 and encodes 441 amino acids. Gene Ontology annotation, molecular function: protein binding. The record is from RefSeq and is a predicted model, not a curated record. The transcript has 10 exons. Lineage: Eukaryota; Metazoa; Chordata; Mammalia; Lagomorpha; Leporidae.